Callorhinus ursinus (northern fur seal) is the source of this 4215-nucleotide messenger RNA. The record is from RefSeq and is a predicted model, not a curated record. Lineage: Eukaryota; Metazoa; Chordata; Mammalia; Carnivora; Otariidae.
UUGCUAUAUGCUACUCUAGCCCUGGCAUCACGGGGCCUUCGCACACUUUGCAGUCAGUGCGCAUCUGCCAAGUGCAAACGGUGUUGCCCGUAAGAGCAACGGGACUUCUUCAAGGAGGAGGAGAUCAUUUGGCAGGUUCAUCUGUGCUGGGUCUGGAAGGUACCCACUCAUCCUUCUCUCUCUCUCUGUUUGACAAGUGAACACCUACCUCUUCAUGAUGCAAGCUCAAGGCAUUCUGAUCCGGGACAACAUGAGAACAAUUGGCGCUCAGGUUUAUGAGCAGGUGGUUCGGAGUGCUUAUGCCAAGAGGAAUAGCAGCAUGAAUGACUCAGAUUAUCCUCUUGACUUGAACCACAGUGAAACCUUCCUACAAACCACAACAUUUCUUCCUGAAGACUUCACCUACUUUGCAAACCAUACCUGCCCCGAGAGGCUCCCUUCCAUGAAGGGCCCAAUAGACAUAAACAUGAGUGAAAUUGCAAUGGAUGACAUCCAUGAAAUCUUCUCUAAAGACCCAGCCAUCAAGCUCGGAGGUCACUGGAAGCCUUCAGAUUGCGUGCCUCGAUGGAAGGUGGCCAUCCUCAUUCCUUUCCGGAACCGCCACGAGCACCUCCCGGUCCUGCUCAGACACCUGAUUCCCAUGCUUCAGCGCCAGCGCCUGCGGUUCGCGUUCUAUGUGGUUGAGCAGGUUGGCACCCAACCCUUUAAUCGAGCCAUGCUUUUCAAUGUCGGUUUUCAAGAAGCAAUGAAAGAUCUGGACUGGGACUGUCUUAUUUUUCACGAUGUGGAUCAUAUACCGGAAAGCGAUCGGAACUACUAUGGAUGUGGGCAGAUGCCAAGGCACUUUGCAACUAAGUUGGACAAGUAUAUGUAUCUGCUUCCUUACGCCGAGUUCUUUGGUGGAGUGAGCGGCUUAACAGUGGAACAGUUUCGGAAGAUCAAUGGCUUUCCGAACGCUUUCUGGGGUUGGGGUGGAGAAGAUGACGACCUGUGGAACAGUUAUCAUCAGGAUUUCUCCCCAAAAGAGAUCGCAGAAAGAUUCCAAGCAGCGGUGCAUCAACAUUCCCGCUUUCUCACGUCACCGCCAGCAUUGGUUAUAGACAACCUUUUGCGUUUUGCUACAUUUCAGCCCUUGAGCAGCCAUGUGUGGCUCGAGGCUGCCUGUACUGGACAAAGGAGCUCCAGACAAUUCUUUUCUCAAUCUGAGAGAGUACAGAAUGCAGGCUACUCUGUGAGCCGGCCGGAAGGUGACACAGGGAAGUACAAGUCUAUUCCUCAUCACCAUCGAGGAGAAGUCCAAUUUCUUGGAAGGUACGCUCUGCUGCGCAAGUCCAAAGAACGGCAAGGGCUGGACGGCCUCAACAACUUGAACUACUUUGCGAACGUCACACACGACGCCCUAUAUAAAAACAUUACCGUGAACCUGACACCCGAGCUGGCUCAGGACGGACGUCGGUCCUGCCACUUUUCCCCCCUGGUCCCGAACCCCAGCGUCCCGUCCCAGCCGGGCUCUCCAGAACAGCAACUGACAUCUCCUGUGGUCCUGGCUUCGAGCCCGUUCCUACGAAUGGCCUUUGGAGCUUCUCGACCUUCAGAGCAAAGAGGCAACCCCACCACAGGGCUCUUUUAGGAAGAGCAAAUGAAACUCCACACACCAUUCUUCUCCAUCUCUGGUGUUCUCUUUGGUUUAGUUUUUGUUUUUUUUUUUUUUAAUUACCUGCUUUGGGUGGGGAUUGAGGGUGGGGCGGGGGAGGGACGGGGGAAGGUAAAUAGACCUAUAACAAUCACUUCUUGAAGAAGUAUAAUUGUAAAUAAGCCAUGUAAAAUGCCUUUUUUAAAUUUAAUUUUAUAGCUGGCUCCAAUUCAAACUGAGGAUUUAUAUAUUAGAUCACUUACUUGGUUGGCAAAUGCAGGAACUCAGUUAAAAUGCAGUGGAGAAGGGUAUCACCUCCCGAAUUGCUAUCACUUUGGAAGGGAGUGGAGAUAGGGCGUGUCACAAACAGAUCAGGACAGUCCAGUCUGUCAGUGGUAGCUAACUCCUGCCCCCUCCCAUCUUCUUCCAGAAGUCUUGCUCGUGACUUUCGCUGUGGACUCUCUCUUCCCUGUUGGGCACAUACACUCUCAGCCCGGUCUCCUGCUAAACAGGAGCCCUCCUUGCUCAAAGUGGACCCCUUCAGGGGGUCUCCCUGUGCGCACGCCCCUGGAUCUCUGGACUUCGGUCUUUGUCCUCUCAUCACCAAGAGUGGUGGGGUUGGUUGGGUGGGUUUUCUGCCUCUUCUUUUUUCCUUUUUUGUUUUUUUGCUCUUGUGGAACUUGGCCACAAUUCCUGAAAUCUGUGCCUGAAUUAUCAACUAGCUUCAGUGAUUCCUCUGAAUAUUUCCCUUUUUGGUUUCCGGAAAGAUUCUUUGUCAACAUUAUGAACUAGUUCAUAGAACUAAUGAGCGAUGGACUGAAGAAGUCAGCCAGAGAGCAGGCGACACUUAUGUGCUGUGGGUCAGUUGGGGGCCGGGGUGGACCCCGUCAUGAGCUUCGCAGGUAGACGGACGGAGCUCUCGGAUGCCAGGACCCAAGCCCAAAAGAAUGCUGGGUUCACACCCCAUGCACUUCUUGAAAUUAGAGUCUAAAUUGCCCUUGAAGUUGUGCCUCUCUGUUUUUCCCUGAGCCAAAUCCCUCAAUUUGUAGUCCCUCUUGGCUUCUGCAGGAUUCUGAAAAAGGCCAGUCUUUUCCUCUCCUUUUCCAUAAAACAUAUUUAUAUAUUGUGAUUAGGAGUACUUUCUGAAAAGUACUUCAUAUUUUUUUUAAUUGCCUUGUUUGCCUUCAACUUCCUUAAUUUUCAUGGUUUACAUGGAUGUGUGUGUAGGGGGUAUAUUUGUGUAUAUACGUGUGGGUUGGGGUUUUCUCCGUUGCAUGUGUUGGUUCCUUGGACGUAUGAUCCCCACAAGCUGUGGGAGUGAUUGGCCAGGCCUUGUUUUUUGUUCAUGCUUUUGUUCUUUUGAAGAAUAGAGUGAUACUGUAGAAAACCAACUGCGUUACAAAGCUCUUAUCGGCUCAUAUGAGAGAGCAGGCUGCUGCCCUUGAAAAUGCUGGUAAGUUGUAUCAUAUGUUUUAAAAGAAUGUUCAGCAUCUCAUGCUUUAAAAGACUUUCACGAGGGAACAUUACACACAGGAGCUAACUUGGUUUUCCUUUGAAGUCUGGUGCACAGAGCAAUAAAGAUUUCUUUCCCCUUUUCUCCCGCCUCCCCUCAGGCCUAUGUGCUGGCCUUGACUCUCCUCCUCCCUUCUGUCCUCUCCCAUCCCCGAAGGCCGUGAGCGGCUUUCAGUGGGACACAGCCAUGAUGUCAUUAGGAAGAAUUUGCCAGAACAGACCGAUCCUUGGUACACGGCAGUAUUGUAAAAUGGUCUCGUUUAAAGCUUUUCACGAACAUACUUGCCACCAAGAACAAAGCGUUGACAAAAGGCUAAACAGCUGAUUUGAAAAGGAAAAUGCUGAUUUGAGGACAAAAGGAAAGGUGUCUUUUCACUGCUUGAAGUAAGGUCACUGAAAUCAUUUUGCGAUCAUGUGUGAGUUUGUCUUAUCAGUGUGAAAUCUCUUACUGCGCACCGCUUAGUCAUUUACCCACCAAGUUGAGUAUCGUGUGGGAAAAAUAGAAGUUGAAAACAUACAGCCAGGCCCAUGAGCUGUUAAUGGUGUGAGAGUCUCAUGUUAAAAAAAAAAAAAAAAAGAAUAAGAACCAAAUGUGACCUUGUGUGUAUUUUGGCAGCUGAAAUUCUUUUAAGGCUACUGAUGGGUGACCCCUUCAAUCAGUCUUGUCUCAGCUGCGUGCAGGGAAACAUUUCUCCUUUCACACUGUUUUUCUGGGUGAGGAGUUACUGCAAAAAUACUCCUUUUGACAUGAUGGGCUCCUGUUGGAGCUCCUCUACCACAGUCAUGAAUAGCUGAGCACCAGCCGCAUGUACUGAUUGUGUCCACUCACCGUUGACAAUGGCAUUGAACGUAGCUAGCUUCCUUCCAUCAGGAUGUUUUUUUUGAGCUUGCUCUUAUGUUGUAAGAGGUGCCAGGGGUACAUUUUUGCACUGAAAUCUAAAGAUGUUUUAAAAACACUUUUCACAAAAAUAGUCCUUUGUCAUUACAUUAUUUACUCAUGUGUUUGUACAUUUUUGUAUGUUAAUUUAUGAAUGAUUUUUUCAGUAAAAAAUACAUAUUCAAGAACCAAA